AUGUCAAGCCUUCCGGGAGAGAUCAUCGAGAACAUCUUUUUAAGGUUAGAAGUGAAGAAUCUCUUACCAUGCAGGUGCGUAUGCAAGCCUUGGCGUGACCUUAUCUGUAGCCCCAAUUUCAUUUAUAAGCAUCUUAAUCUUAGCAUCCAAGACAACAACUGCACACUUAUGUUCCUGUAUUUGGUGGGUUCUGAAUAUAAUUUGUUCUACACAGUAGAUUAUAAUCCAUUAAUGUCAUCAUUAGCAUCAUCGCCAACGGAAAAUUAUGAAUGCGAUGAGGCUGUUCAGAUGGAUUACCCAUUAAAUUCUACAGAUUAUAGGGCUAGGAUCUUGGGCUCUUGUAAUGGCUUGCUUUGCGUACACAGUGCUGGCUCCCCUUGUGUCAUUACCAUUUGGAAUCCAUCUUCUAAUGAGUACAAGCAAUUACCUGAACCAUCAAACCACUCAAGCAAUAACAUCGAUUAUUACGGGUUCAACUACGAUUACCAGAUUGACGAUUACAAGGUUGUAAGAAUCGUGGACUAUAUUCAGGAUCAGGAGGACCCAAUUAACUCUGAUGUUGAAGUCUAUACAUCACGUUCGAAUUCAUGGAAAAGCAUCCGUUCCAUACCGUAUUAUUUUCCUAGUGAUAAGAACUGUGGGGUGAUUUUGAAUGGAGCUCUUCACUGGUUAGGAGUUGGAACUGACGACGGAGAAGACCUCAUAGUAGCUUUUGAUAUUAGUGAAGAGACAUUCGAGGGGUUGGCAGUAAUCGAAGGCCCUGUGCUACAUCCACCGGAAAGUGAUGACGAGGUGGAUAAUAAUAGCUUGGGAGUCUUAGGAGGGUGUCUUAGUUUACUUUAUAAGGUAUAUGGUGAGCGUGUUGAUGUAUGGGUAAUGCAGGAAUAUGGAGUCAAGGAAUCUUGGAAUAAGCGUUUCACCAUUACUCAAGAUAAUGUUACAGAGGACUACUCGUUGAGGCUAGUACGGAACUUCGAGAAUGGUGGUCAGAUUCUACUUAUGGCUGAUGAUUGCAUAAUUUAUUAUGAUGCCAACCGUAAAAGUGAAAAAGAAGUGGUGAUUCCUGGGGAUGGAUGUUUUGUAGGAGGAGAUAAUUUUGUGCCUAGCCUAGUCUCUCUUUACUCUGGUACUUAUAUGCAAUGA
Papaver somniferum (opium poppy) is the source of this 1143-nucleotide messenger RNA. Its product is annotated as F-box protein CPR1-like. Lineage: Eukaryota; Viridiplantae; Streptophyta; Magnoliopsida; Ranunculales; Papaveraceae. The record is from RefSeq and is a predicted model, not a curated record. The coding region runs from base 1 to 1143 and encodes 380 amino acids. Gene Ontology annotation, molecular function: protein binding. The transcript has a single exon.